Zalophus californianus (California sea lion) is the source of this 856-nucleotide messenger RNA. RefSeq names its product chromosome 5 C5orf58 homolog (gene C5H5orf58). The coding region runs from base 512 to 757 and encodes 81 amino acids. The record is from RefSeq and is a predicted model, not a curated record. NCBI's taxonomy places the organism in Eukaryota, Metazoa, Chordata, Mammalia, Carnivora, Otariidae. The transcript has 7 exons.
AGGGAACAGAAGAAAUACAGACCUAAAUUAGGAAGAACCUGAAACUGGAAUGUCCAUCCCCUACCCCCCUCCUCCCCUCCGCCUGUGAAUCAAGAGGACCUGGAAUGUUGAAGGAAGAAGAGGGCCAAAUUCUGGCACAGUCCGCGGCCAGUCCCUUCCAGCUUAGCACCGAGCACCCUCUCGGCAGGGGCCGUGCCUGGAACUACAACUCCCAGGAUGCAGCAGGCAGAGAAGCUGGCCAAUCAGGAUGCACAGUCCUGCUAUUCACAGUCGGCUCCGCCCCACCGGCUGUCAGAGCUUUGGUGACGGUUCGCCAGAGCCAGCUCACCACGUCUCACCUCUGGGGAAUGCCCUUGGACCGGCCUCUCCUUUCAGUCCGAGCGAUGGCCUACCUGAGAUCUCCACGGAAGGCUUGACACACCUCUGACCUCUCUCCAGUGGCUCUAAAGUGAGUGAAGUAGGAUAAAUUCCUCGACUCAGGAGAAAGCAGAGACAAGAAAUUGACUUAACGAUGUUUAAGAAUAAUGUUCCUGACCAUGAGCUAAAUGUGGAAGCCAUAAUUAAAAACAUUAACACAAUUUCUUCAGAGUUGAAGAAGAUGAAAGAGCUCUCCCAGUUGCUGCUUUGUGAUCUUACUCUACAUUUUAAUCGUCCUGUGAAGACAGAUGACUUACAGGAACCAAAAGGGAAAACCCCCUUCUCUGAAGAGUCUAAAAUAUCAGAUGUAUCCUUUGCUUCUACCAGCUUUUCUAUCUGAUUUCUUUUUGUUUGUUGUGAAUUUGUAACUGUAUUUAUUGUAGAAUUAACAUGUAUCUGGGAGAAUUGAGUCUACUAACAUAUUUAAUAUGAUAAAAAA